This is a messenger RNA of Lolium rigidum, 943 nucleotides long. Its product is annotated as acyl-acyl carrier protein thioesterase TE3, chloroplastic-like. Bases 1 to 687 code for a protein of 228 amino acids. The record is from RefSeq and is a predicted model, not a curated record. Gene Ontology annotation, cellular component: chloroplast. Gene Ontology annotation, molecular function: fatty acyl-[ACP] hydrolase activity. NCBI's taxonomy places the organism in Eukaryota, Viridiplantae, Streptophyta, Magnoliopsida, Poales, Poaceae. The transcript is spliced from 5 exons.
AUGCAGCAGAGCCUCGUUGUUUCACGUGUGCCCGUCCACGGCCACUCCCCACGGCUACACACCGGCCCCGGCUCGGGCGGCCACCCCAUGCUGGUGGUGGCGGUGGCCCUUGGUCGGCCGGCGAAUCUCGGCAAGGUCACAGCACAUGCGUACCCAAAUUCUGUCGGCCGGUUUCAAGACCAUUCUUCCGUUGUCACCCUCAAAUCCUGCCAACCACCAGAAGCUCCCACCACUAACACAGCAAACACGCAUAACAAAGCAAACAGCGCAAGGGAAGACAAGUUUUUUGAGGUCGAGAUGAGAGUCCGGGAUGAUGACCUUGACGAGUAUGGUGUCGUCAACAACGCCAUCUACGCAAGUUACAUUCAUGAUGCUCGUAACAUAAUGCUUGAAACCCUUGGGUUUAAUGUUCGUUUCUGGAUGUCCAUGGGUAACUCAAUGGCUCUAUCGGAGCUACAACUCAAGUACUUCACACCUUUAAGGAGUGGUGGCAUAUUUGUUGUCAAACUGAGGGUGGUGCAAAUCAAAGGUGUAAGAAUAAUAGUUGACCACAUGAUCGAGUCGCGACCAAAUCGUAAGCUCAUAAUGGAAGCUCGUGCGACCGCUGUUUGCCUCGACAAAAACCACCGUCCAACUCGCGUAUUCCCAGAUUUGGCUUCGAAACUACGUCAGUUCUUUUCAUGCUGAGGUGCCUGAGGAGCUAAAAGGAGGAGCAUUUUCUUAACUGGAAUUGGGGCCACCUGCUGCAUAAGGAGGUGUUGCGGUACAAUCAUGUGCUUACAUAGGGUGUGUUCCAUACAUUGUUCCGUGUAUAGUUAUAUGCAAUGGACAAACUUUAGGUAUGUAUAACAACAUAUACUAGUAUAGUAGGUACAACAUAGGAUCUCACCGGCGAAGCUCAAACACAUGUCGUGGCCGGUUUUGCGUCAAGAGACAUGAAGUG